Molecule: messenger RNA, 630 nt
Organism: Knipowitschia caucasica
Lineage: Eukaryota; Metazoa; Chordata; Actinopteri; Gobiiformes; Gobiidae
Source: the annotation of a GenBank genome assembly
AUGUCCAGAAAACCAUGGCUCAGUCUCAGCUCCACCAACGGCAAACGGCUCCUAGUUCCAAAGUCUCCUGCUGCAAACGUCACAGAUAAGAUGAGCCGCUGUCUGCAGUCCGCCUUGCUCCUGGCCCUCCUGGUGGUCCCGUGGUGGGGGUCCCAAGUGGCCGCCGUCCCUCCCCAGCACCUGUGUGGGUCCCACCUGGUCGACGCCUUGUACCUGGUGUGUGGAGAGAGGGGCUUCUUCUACAACCCCGGCCGCGGAACCAGAGACGUGGACUCACUACUCGGCCUGCUCCCCCCUAAACCCGUGACCCAGAACGAGGUGGCCGAGUUCGGAUACAAAGACGCGAUGGAGAUGGUGGUGAAGCGAGGCAUCGUGGAGCAGUGCUGCCAUCAGCCCUGCAACAUCUUCGACCUCCAGAACUACUUGGAGGCUGAGCUCAGAGCGUCCUUCUCACCGGUGCACGCCCGCCUCAGUGCCUCUGGGCGUGGCUCCAGUCUGCCCUCUCCCCCGGGACCUCUCACUCUCUCCCCGGGUCUCCUGCACUCAGACACGGCUCCGCUCUCCUCCAGCUUCCCCCGAGUUCCACGUCUCAUGGAUCCCGCUGUGCAUCCCCGCGGACUUUUACCUUAG